AUGAAACAAUAAGAAAAAUUAUAAAUAUUUCUUCAAUAUUUAAACAAUCAUGGUUACUAUCAAACCAUUUAAUAACUCAUCUAAAAAGCAAGUAAAGAUCAACUAUAAUCAUUAGACUUUAAGAUUGAUUCUUCCAUUGUUGCCUAAAUUACAACCUAUAUUCAGAAUCAUGAUUUUGAUUCAUUAGAAUAACUAUUCAAUACAUAUGUCAACUAAGAAAAGAAGAAAUAAUGCAUGUUUAUUAUUACCUAAAAUUAUUAUAUUGAACUUUUGUCACAACAAAAAAUUAAUGAAGCUGUCGAAUUAUUAAGAGGACGUCUACAAAUUUAUUGUUUAGGUUUCUUUUUAUCUAUAUUUCAUUAAUAGACGACCAACAAAAACAUUAAUUAACUAAUCUUAUUAUUGAAUCUGAAUUCUAACCUCUUUCUUACGUUGAAAUUAUUAGGCAAAUACUACUUCUAUGCCAUUAAGAAAUCGGUGCCUUAUAACCAAAUAGACUUGUAGCUUUAUUGCAUUAAGCAUAAGCAAAUCAAAUUUUAGAAUGCAAAAAUCAUUAUAAAUUGGACUCUAAUUACCUUAUAUCUAACAAGCAUGUUUGCACUUAAAAAUUAAAAAAGAAAAUUAUCAGAGAGUAACAAAUAAUGUUUAAAUUAUAUUUCUAUUACCUAGAUCUAUUGUUCAAUUUUCUGAUGAUCUAACUUUACAAGUAUAAGUUAGUGAUAAAGUUAAUUUAAGCAUUUAUUAAUAAUAAUUAUAAAGUAACUAAGAUCUUUAGGUUUUCAAAUUAUGUACUUUAAAUAAUCAUCAUCAAAGAGAAAUCUUAUCAGUUUCCAUAUCUCCUUGUAAUCAAUAUAUUGGAACUACAUCAAAAGACAGAACAGCUAUUAUAUUUGAUUUACUAAAGAAUUAGUAAUUAGUAUUAAGUGGCCAUCAAAGUUCAAUCUAAGAUAUGAUUUGGGUUUAAUAACCUUUUACAUAAAAUGGUCAUAAUAAUAUCGAUUAAAAUCAUUCAAAAUAAGAAUCACGAAUAUUUGAUAAUUAAAAUACUCCUGCCCUUAGAUUAUUACAAUACAAGAUUUGGACUAUUGCAAAUGAUGGUUGGUUAUUUGAAUGGGAUUAAGGAAUUAAAAUUGAUUGUUUAAAAACAGAAGAGAACAUUAAGAAAAUGCACUUUAACUAAAAUAAAGAUUCUCUUAUCAUAGUUAGCUAAUAUAAGAUCUCAGUUUAUUUAUUGUCAAAAAAAACAUUGAUUCAAUAACUUAGUCUAAAUGAUUAGAUAAUUGAUGUAAAAAUUGAAAAAACAUAAGCUUUUCUCAUAAUUCUUAGCAAGAAUACCAAUUACUAAUUUACUUAUUAUUCAUUACCAAAUCUAGAAUAUGUGAAAUAAUUCAUAGAACAUAACUCAAAACUUUUUAUUAACUAAUUUGAUCUUGGAUGGCAUAAUAAUAAUUUAAUAGUUUGUGGAACUGAUGAAGGCUUGACUAUAAUGUGGCACAUUUAAAAAGGAUAAUUGCCUUUUUUUAGAAAACAAGUACUUUAUUUUUUUGUAUAAAAAGAUACAUAAAGGACCAAUAUAUUUAGUUAGUAUAGAUCCUCUAAGUUUUAGUAUAAGAUAUUUUGUAGAACAAGAUUCAUUGUUAACUUAGAUUUAAAGAAACUAGACAACGUUUUCGUCCCAAUAACUAUACCAUCACUUAAAUAAUACAAUGCAAUGGUGA
Paramecium sonneborni is the source of this 1718-nucleotide messenger RNA. The record is from the annotation of a GenBank genome assembly. Lineage: Eukaryota; Ciliophora; Oligohymenophorea; Peniculida; Parameciidae.